AUGAAUACUAGAAGAUGGCAUCACACAGCAUCUCUAUUAGCAGAUGGAAGUAUUUUAAUUACUGGUGGACAUACGUAUAUUAGUGCUACGAAUACAGUUGAACUAUACAAUCCAUCAACAGAGACUUGGACAUACACAAGUCCAAUGAAUUAUGCACGACGUUGGCAUACAGCGACUGUUUUAAAAAAUGGUAAAGUUUUAAUUGCGGGUGGGAUUGGUAUUGAUGGUUAUCUAGAUAGUGCUGAGUUAUAUGAUCCACCAACUAGAACUUGGUCAAUUGUUGAUAGCAUGAGUUCUACAAGACAUAUGCACACUGCAUCACUCUUGCCAAAUGGAAAAGUAUUAAUUGUAGGUGGGCAUACUUAUAUUAAUGAUACCAGUUAUUCCUUAAAUACUGCUGAGUUAUAUGAUCCAAUAACAAACACUUGGAAAAAUACAGGUAACAUGAAUUAUGGACGAGAAGAACACACAGCAUCUCUUUUACCAAAUGGCAAAAUAUUAAUUACUGGUGGAUACAGUGUAUCCGGACAACGUUUCUUAAAGAGUGCUGAGUUGUAUGAUCCAGCGACAGAAACUUGGACAAUUACAGGGAACAUGAAUUAUACACGACAAUCGCAAUCAGCAUCUGUGCUCAAAAAUGGCAAAGUUUUAGUUGCUGGUGGAUUCAAUAAUGAGCAUCUACGGAGUGCUGAGUUGUAUGAUCCAUCGACAGGAACUUGGAAAAUUACUGGUAGUAUGACUUAUCCUCGAGGUGAUCACAUAGCAUCCGUAUUACAAAAUGGAAAAGUAUUAGUUGUUGGUGGAUUUAGUGGCAAGAAAAUAAAUACCGUUGAAUUAUAUGAUCCAUCAACAGAAUAUUGGGCAACUUUAGAAAGCAUGAAUUAUGCACGAUUUUGUCAUACAGCAUCAGUACUAUUAAAUGGAAAAGUAUUAGUAACUGGUGGAUUUACUAAUAAAGAGUCGGAUUCGAAUACUUCAGAAUUAUAUUAA
This is a messenger RNA of Rotaria sp. Silwood2, 990 nucleotides long. The record is from the annotation of a GenBank genome assembly. Lineage: Eukaryota; Metazoa; Rotifera; Eurotatoria; Philodinida; Philodinidae.